This is a messenger RNA of Parastagonospora nodorum SN15, 8526 nucleotides long. RefSeq lists its product as hypothetical. The transcript has 7 exons. Gene Ontology annotation, molecular function: glycosyltransferase activity. Lineage: Eukaryota; Fungi; Ascomycota; Dothideomycetes; Pleosporales; Phaeosphaeriaceae. Bases 1 to 8526 code for a protein of 2841 amino acids. The record is from RefSeq and is a predicted model, not a curated record.
AUGGUGAAGCAGGGGUUGGUCGAACCCGGGUUUCUGGGCAUCAAGGCCUUUCCGAAUGGCCUCCCUACCUUUCGAACCUGGUGGGAAUGGACGCUGGUAGCCAUUGUUGCGGUCAGCGUGGCACUUGGCCUGUUCGCAUGUCUCUGGUAUUCAUACCGUUCGAUUCGAGGCCUUUUCAAGGUAAGGGCAGAUGACGAGAAGUCAUUACACGUUGCUAACAAACCGCGUCUUACAGGCUCGAUCAAUAACCCGAUCACAGAGGAGGAAUCCCAGACGCUUUCACAAUGGGACUCUGUCGUCUUGGAUUAUUGCAAGCCUGGCGUUCUUGAGGCCGUCAAUGAUGAAAACGUUCCUCUUGGGCCUCACAUCAUCGCGCGGCUCGAUCUGCAGCAGGUUCUGGGCUUCAAAAUCACCAAUACCGAGCUCGAACUAUCGCGGGUCGUGUACAUUAUCUCGAAACUCGUUCGCCAAACCUUGCGACAGCCAGACCAGCGGAGAUAUUUCACAGGUGUCGUCGUAGCCGGUUGGCAGGAACGUCUUUCGACACCACUGCUUAAUGGCGUUGCCAAAUUGCUCACUGCCUACGGCCUAGAUGUGUACCUUGAGGUUGGCCCUCCGGAAUUUCUCGAAGGUGCAGGGAAGCUAGACAUCGGUCUUUUCUCUGGUGUCAUUGUUCGAAAUGGCACAAUCAUGUCAAAUGGAGAGCGUCGAGACUACUUCGAAAUGGACAAGAUGAAGACCACGACAAAAGCUUUCGUGUCGCAAGCCUGUCAACGACCAUUUUUUACCAUGAUGUGGGACACCAUAGAUGACGAGGCUGAUCUGUCGCACGCUGUCGUGAGAAGAGCGCACAUGUGGUGCAAUUAUCAUGGUGCCAUUCCAUAUUUCACACGUCUACGAGCUCUGACUAGCAUUUACGACAUAAGAUCCUGCGAAGAGCCACUGGCUGCCUUCCAAUGGCUCAAGACCCGGAGAGUCAUGAAUGUGCAUGAGAAAUAUCGCACCUGUCGCACCCUCUCGCCGGACUUCUCGAGCAUCAUCGAUGACUAUCUACCCCUGCAAUCCAUCUUUCCAGUACUCGGUGACACUCUUGCCGGACUAGAUGGGGUCGAAUUCGACGACGAUGAUUCCUCAAGUACAUCGACGCUUACUGUGCGAUAUCCUGAGAUCGACGAGAAUGGAGCCGUACUUGGUUCGGCGCCACUGUCACCUACGUCUCCUGGAUUGGACUGGACUCUGGCCCUGGAAAAGCGCACGGACAAUCCUCUUUCAUGCUCUUCUACUGGUACUGCGUACGGCCCUCUAGGUUGCUUUCCAAUCGGCUUCAAUGCCUCAAGACAAGACUUCGAUCAUGUGCUCAAGUCACAACGACGACUGCGUAGUCUGAAGCUACUCAGUAGGGUGUCCACAAAACAACUACAUGCUGCCGCGAGCACCCUUAAACACUAUACUGGCAGCAACAGUGAUCUUCUCGGAACAAUCCCUACCAUGAAACAAGCUAUUGCAAGCCUCGCCGAGGCUCUUUCGAAUUCAACGGACGAAGUAGAUGAUCCGUACCAGCUGCAAGUAUAUACUGGAUUGGACUCUGGAUUUCACACCCCGAGCGGCGCACAAUUCUGGGCAGUCUGGGAACUCGAAUCCCGCACAACAAACAUGCUAAUAUACAUUUCAAAGUCGGUUCAGGAUGUCACGGGUGCACUUCUUCACACACACUUGAGUCGGCUCGGUUUCUCUAGGUAUCACUGCUUUUUGGCAGAGUAUGGCUUGUAUGAACUUCAAAACAAUCCAGUACCUUCCUCGGGUCUCCCUCAACGUUUUCAGCAGGACAUCGAGCUCCUAUCGUCUACCGAUCUUCUGCUUUAUAUACAGCACCUAGAAUACUCCGAGUGGGACAAGGAUUGCAACAUGCUUGCAUCAUUGCGGAAGCAGUGCGAAGCGCAGCUCAUUGAAGUACCGACAUACAACCAGUUUAAAAGGAUCAGUAAUAUGGACUUUAUAAGUGGCACUAUCACCGAUGAGCACCUGGUGAACGCCAAACUCAAAUGGUAUCGGCUUUGCGAGCUACCUACGAUCAACCGUCACGAUGCGCUCAAUCUGUUCAGACACGUCGCAGAGACUUUCGAAGACAUGUUAUGGCGGCGCGAUCACGAGAAACUUGACGCAAUCACUGCUGCUAUUGAAAAUUUGACGAGUGAGACUACGAUGGACUCGUUCACAGAUUUCGUGUUGUUCUGCAUCUUUUGCGCAGCAAGAAAAGCAGGCUUUGAAGAGGUGUAUAUUGAAGUGUCGGACAGGAAUCCCCUAUUCAACCAGUACACCGACCAAAGUGCGGCCUUCGCAGAGCUCUUCGCUUUGGGUUCUCGCUGCGAGGCGUACUUUGACAUCAAGCCUAGCGAUAUUGGAAUGUUACUGUCUAAGAAGCACAGGGACUACUAUAACCAGAGCGAACACCAGCCUCCUAUGUGGAUUUUUAACGCCCCUUCGUUCGCUUCUGCUUACGCUGCAGCUCAAACUGAUAUCGACCCGGAGCAAAAGGCAUCAGUGAUGCCCGCAUUCCGUCGAUUUACAUUCCUCAGCGUCUUCGCAAUUCCUGCUCUCGUUGGUGCCAUUGGAACGUGGAUCUCCAUCGGCGGUACUUACUACCUAAUCUCCAUGGCGUUUUCGGCCGCGAACAUGUUCGUCCUCACGCGUUUGGUCGGCGGUCUAGCAUUUACUCUUGCAGGCUGCCUUGUUGGCUUCGUCGUCAUUGCCGCGGUGGAAUCAGCUGAAUUUGCUGCCAUAUUCUUUGUCUAUCUAUUCGGGCUUACGGCAUAUCUUACUGUCCUGGCAGUGCUGUCGACGUAUCAAAUCCCAGGAUCGAGCUUUCUGAACGGUCGCAGAAUCAUCAUCAUGGUGGUCCCCACCCUGACGGUCUCGCCUCUUCUAACCAUUUUCAUCGAGGGCUACGAUAUCUACAUCUACCCAUGCGUACUUUAUAUCUUCGUAUCAUUGCUCAUUCUGGGCACACGACAUGUCGCCACUCAAUGGGUCACCUGGUAUCACAACAUCAAGACUCUGAACGAUGCUGACGUGAAGGACUGGUACGUGCAAAGGCACAAACAGCUUCAAAGCCAAGUCAAAACCGCUGCAACCAGAACCAUUGGCGCUAAGAAUGUGCAAGAGACGACAGUCACUGUCAGCGACUCACUCGCGCCUUCUAACAAUGCUUCAUCCGAAGAGCCCGAAGUCUUCCAUGGACUCAGUGAGCCAGCCAUCCUCGCGCUUUGUCGCAAAGAGCUGUACGAUGCCGUGACGAAGGAGAAGGGACGCUACUUUUGGCAAAGGCCUACCAAGGACAAUUUUGUGAAGCGCCUCGCAGAUUGUUGGGACUCAACGCUCUUCUUACUUGACUGGUACUGCCGUAUUACAGACACAAAAAGGCCCAUUCCAUAUAGCUCCACGUGGAAUCUGGAGACCCAGGUUGCACUCGAAAGUAUGCAGCAGUCACAAAAGGGAAUUAAGCUGCACAAUUCUUUCAUCCACUGGCGUAAUGCUGGCGACGAGAUCUAUUGCGGAAUUCUUUACUUCAUUGUGGCUCUGAUGGAUCGCUGGAUUGACUUGGUGCAUGGCCGACUCCAGAAUCUCAACACGGAAACGAAUACCACCCUUCGCCUGUCUGUUGGCUUCGGCCUCGCUUACUAUCUGAUUGGAGCAGUUCUACUCGACUACAAAGCCCAACAUCUUCACACACUUUCCGAGCAAAUGUCACCAGUCUCCAUUGAAGACGUUGACCAAAUCAAGAAGGCAAAAGCCAACGACCAAAAGUUCAGGCGUCACCUCUAUUUCAACACACUAUGCCGCUUCAUUGGCGUGCAUGUCUGGGCGCUGGCAUUAUGUGCGACACUCAUCUGGAUAUUUAACGGUACAAGCAUCGGGCUAAUCAUGUUCCUCGCCUACAUGGGUGCCUAUACAGGCUUGCUCCUCUACCAGUACAACAAGAUCUUCUCGGGUCCGCAUGCACUCAUGCCACUACUGGUUGCUGUUGUUAUCGGUUUCACUCUUGGCAACAUUCUCAUGGAAGUUAUGCAGGAGGAAUUCUUAUACGACAAGGCGCAUUGCCCAAGCGACGAAAAAUACCAUGCAUAUACUGGUGCUGGGUCAAAUCCGGAGUUCAGCCAGAGCGAAUUGCAAGCAUUCUGCGACAAACUCAGGGCCGCACCAAAGGAAAACCGCUACCGUAUCAUGCCGACCGGGCACCCAGGCGACCAAAUCACAGCCAUGCUAUUGUCAUGCACCCACGACAACCUUAGUCGUCUGGCGCUGCAAGCUUUCCCUUCCAUGCCUUUUCUGGUACAAAGACUCGUGCUGGCCUGGAAGAACGACCUCGUCAAGCUCUUCAUUGUCCCCAUACAAUCUGUUUCAGAGACCAAUACCGACAUAAGAGCAAUCUCACACUUUGAAAACGGUCGCCUGACCCUUUACAUUGCUUCGGACUCACGCAAUUCUGCUUCUGCUCAGAUGAAUGUCAGUAGCAACUGUAUGGCUAUCGCGGAGACGUUGUUGCAUGCAUGCUCAGAAACCAUGUUCCAUGUGCCUCAUUACCAGGCCGAAAUCACCGAAUCUCUGCUCGCCUGUCGCCCCACUAGCCAGCAGUUUUAUCCCGUCUCGGAGUGUAGCAAACGCUCAAUGCCUGCACUCGUGUCGAGCGCUGAAGCACAUGUAUUUGAAGCAGCGUGUCGCAGAGAACUGCUCCGCAAUCUCUGUCUUGGGUUUGACUGCGACACGCAAUGGGACACCUUGCCUCUGGAUAUUCGUCGACUUUUCUUGCGAAGAUGCGUUGGCGCUCGAGGUCCUUUCACAAAUACUGAAAUGUCUUGGAUCAAUGCCAAUAUUGCCGCGGAAGAGUCUUGUACAAUUCUGUCAAGAGUUGCGCGCUACGAUCUUGGUGCUUACCUCGCUGUCAGCAAGUCUAGUUACUUUCAGUGUCGCGGCGAUCAAGCUCUCAACGAAAAAGAGUACCGACAACUGACCGCCGAUAUCCAAGAUUCGUACCAUCCUGUACUCAAUCGCUCGGCCGUGUCUCUGUUCGCUCUGUUCACAGAGUAUAUCAGGUUGCCGCUAGCGUAUAUUUACCAUUCAAUUGGAACUUGGGUCAAGUUUUUCGUCCUCGCGUGCAUGGCCGAUCCAGAGUUCCAACGCGAGCUCAACGGAGCCUUGUCUCGAACACCACGUGUCAUCGCUAAACCAACGACGUUCCUUCUUACUGGUCUCUGGAUUUACAGUCGAGCCGCCAUGUCAGUAGCCCUGCCGUUCUUCCUUUACCAUCGCCGAAAAGACAUAGCCGGUCUUGCUGGCACUGUCAAAGGUAGUCUUAUCGUGCAAAAGAAGCAUAGAUUGGUCAUUCAAAGCUACGGCGACACAGAGACCGCCUUUGUCCAUACUCUCGAAGAUGGAAACUUCAAGCUGGUGUUCUAUCAGGGCACACCAGAACAGGAACCAACCUGGGGCCAAACAAGAGUCACUCGCUAUAACAAAGACAUGCAGAUCACACAUCGAGAGGAGUACAAGAAUGGGAAAGUUUUGAAUGCGUAUACCUACGAAUAUGCAUCGAAACGAGCUAGCCGCCUUAUCAAGCUCUCGAAAGUCAAGAAUAGCAGAAUUCCUACGAGCAGAAUUUGUACUGCCGGAGAUGACGAGCGAGCCAAGGUUCAGUACAACCACAAAGGCCAUCUCGAGUCUGGAAGCUACAUCAGCCAUGGGAACUUGGUUCGUUUCAAGUAUCACUAUCGUAAGAAUGCCAAGUACGAUGAUGAACUUUUGCGGGCAGAGUUCGUGUUGCCACAUAUGUCGGCCAACGUCAGUUGGUGUGCGCCACCAGUUCGUCAUGCUGAGAAGAUGGAACGUUGGAUCCCGACGCCGCGCGUCCUCGAGGCGACAUUUGUUCAAGGUGCCGACGUUUACGAAUGCACUUGGCUGUACGACCACAAAUUUCACCCAACCAUUACUACUAAGCUCAAUGGAUCCUCCGUCGAAACUCCGGAUAUGAUACGUCACGACUGGUUGGGUGUGCUGAAAAAGCCCACGCGCUGCACAUUCACGGAUGAGAAUCCACUAUUAGCUUUCAAAGCACCUACGUCAAGCUUCGUGAGCCGACUCCUGCGAACGAACAUCAAACAACAAGAGAUUUCUACAUCAAGAGCACGUUCGCAUUUGUGGAAGGCUUGGAAGAAGCGAAAUGACUUGGACGGUGUGGUCAUUCGCUGGGUCGAUGAGGAGCUUAUUCGCAAAGAAGCAUUGCUCCGACCAUAUUGGCGGCGCCGCGAUCGUGGCAGCUUGUUGAAAGCUGAAGACUACCUUGCGUUGCACGCUGAUGCGAUCAUGGCAAGCUCUGACUUGACCAGUGACAUCAGUGCUUGGACACCACUCGCCAUCCGUAUGAGCGACCUCUUCAGCUUUGGGCAGGGCGGCGAUGCCGUCAUAUUUACGCGAACAAAGACGUUACAGCGAGACACGGAUGAGAACCUGCAUGUAAUCGCUGUUGACACUGGUACUUGGCCGAACGAGGGUGGAGGUGUCUCUGCCUGCCGUCGCGAUCUCAUUAACAACUUGCGGACCAUCAAAUGGCACAUGGUCGUCGAGUCGGCGAACGACUUCGGCUUACCCAAGCACCAGACAGAGGAGAACGUGGAGUCCCUCAAGGUCAUCCCGUUGUGGGGUCUUGACUUUAUGCACCCAAGCCAUGGCAUGUUCACCAACAAGCUUGACAGCGAGGUUGACCACCUUGUGAAAGAAGCCACGAUCACCGAUAUCAAGGUAAAUUUCAUACCAACAUUGACAGCGCUUGUGCGUGGUGCGCGUGCCAUCAACAUGACCUCGGCAGAUGUUAAGCAAGCUACGCGAGCCUUGGUGAACCUCAAUACGUACUUCGAAGACUCACGCCACUGGAAGGAGGUUUGGACAAGCGACAUCGUGAAAGAUACCUGGAGGAAGCUUUGGCUAGCAGAAGACAUGCCCAACGCACAACCAGCAUCGGAGUGGUUCCGCACAGAGCUGCCAACGCUAGGUCACUUCGAUAUGGCACUAGAGUUAUGGUUUAGAUACUUCUUCAACCCAGGGUGGGAGGUGGAAAUUGGUAGCUCCAAAGGUCAGCUGACUCACCGAAAUGUAUUCAAGAGGAAGGUUGAUCCUAUCGUGAACGGCAUCACCGACAUGCAGAAGUUCUCUCCUGUCACCGACAUCAAAACCAAAAGUCCAACCGUAACAAUGCUUUCGCAUGUCUGGUUUGCCAAAGACAUUAAGACUGCACUCCUGGCCGCGGACAUCAUCUCCAACGAGUGGGGUUUCAAGGAUUACAAGCUUGACAUAUAUGGGGCACUCAACAAGUCCCCGGUAUAUUCUUCAGAAUGUCAGGAGAUACUCGCUUGCAAAGGUCUCGGCACCAGCGUUGCGUUGAAAGGAACCGCAGACCCUGCAAUGGUGCUGGCAAACACAUGGCUCUUCCUAAACUCAUCAGUAUCAGAGGGAUUGCCGCUUGCCCUUGGUGAAGCUGCCUUGACUGGCGCUCCUGUGGUAUGCACAGACGUUGGUGCGUCACUACGAGUACUUACCGACCCGGAUGACGGAAAGCGUUACAGUGAGGUGGUGGCGCCGAACGAUGCCUACGGUUUGGCACGCGCCCAAAUAAAUCUACUGGCCAUGCUUGACGAAUGGGCGCAGUAUGCUGAUGACGGCGGUGCACCAGCGCCCGUGCUACCGCACAAGCCAACACCACGAGAUGUGGAGAUCAUCACUCGCCGCAUGUAUGACAAGACCGAGCAGCGUCGCAAGCUUGGAAUGAUGGCACGAUCCAUCGUCCAAAAGUCCUUUGGUGGAGAACGGUAUCUACGUGAACACGAACAAAUGCUCUGGAUCGGCAAAGCCUGCUACGAGAUGCUUGGUCUGGAAAAGCUCACUCCACCUCCCAGGAAUCCUGCGCGUGUUCUCUCGCUCCGUAAACGCACCCGACAGCAGACGGACACUGCAUCUAGUAACAUCAUCGACACGCAACUGGAAAAGAUGCAACACCCGCGGCGUCCGUUUGCUGAACGGCAUCACUCGAACGCGACAUCAUUCUCCUCAGUAUACAUUGAUCCACCGUCAGGCUCUUCGACAUACUCCGACCCUAUCUGGGAGCAGGAACAGUGGGACCUCGAUCCAGGAACCGCAGGGUCAUCGUUCAUGUACGCUCGAUCCGAUAAGAGCGAAGAUUCUUGGACUGCAGUCGGGCCGCCCAUUGCCAGGCCGCUGAAAGCACAUUCACGCAACUCGACGACUGCUAUCAUGACUCCUUCACCGGCUACCAAAGGAAAACGUCCCUCACAGCACGGCGAUGAAGUAGACUUUAUCUCUAGGGGUGAGCGAACUACCCCGAAACCAGACCCGCGUCGCUCAGUCUUGAUAAGACAAAGCUUGGCCAUGCCCGAGAGUGGACGAAGUAGCCUGCGGGCGAGGAGCCAUUUGAACGAGGUGGAGAUUGCAGAGUAUGGCAAUGUAGAUGGGAGACUGUAA